AUAACAUAUCCCAAACCUGUGUCUUGCAAAACCCAAACGCAAACGGCAGACGAAACCAAAGAACACAACGAAAAACGCAAUCUUUACAAACAUGGAGAUGAGUUUAACCCAAAUAGCCAAGCCACCACCAUGUCUUGUUAACAAAAAUUCUCUUUUUACAAACAAAAAAAGAGUAAAAACCACUGUAAAAGCUCUAAGGAAUUCAUAUCCAAAAAGAGCAACACUAUCCAGUAAUUGGAAUGUCUCUAGUUUAUCCCCUCUUUCUUCAUCUUCAACAACUCCAACUUGGUUUCCCAGAUUUGAAGAGCUUGACACUACCAACAUGCUUCUUCGUCAAAGGAUUAUAUUUUUGGGUUCUCAGGUGGAUGACAUGACAGCAGACUUGAUUAUAAGUCAACUGUUACUUCUCGAUGCUGAAGACUCUGAGAAAGACAUAAAAUUGUUCAUCAAUUCACCGGGUGGCUCUGUCACUGCUGGAAUGGGAAUAUACGAUGCCAUGAAGAUGUGCAAAGCAGAUGUUUCGACUAUUUGUCUAGGGCUAGCUGCAUCAAUGGGUGCGUUUCUCUUGGCUACCGGUACGAAAGGGAAGAGGUUUUGCAUGCCUAAUUCGAGAGUGAUGAUUCAUCAACCACUUGGAACUGCUGGAGGCAAAGCAACAGAGAUGAGCAUACGGAUAAGGGAAAUGGUGUACCAUAAGGUUAAGUUGAACAAGAUUUUAUCAAGAGUUACAGGAAAGCCCGAAGAACAGAUCGAAGUAGAUACAGACCGGGAUAAUUUCAUGAAUCCUUGGGAAGCCAAGGAAUAUGGUCUAAUCGAUGGAGUUAUAGACGAUGGCAAGCCAGGGUUAGUUGCUCCAAUUGCAGAUGCAGCACCGCCACCGAAAACCCGGGUUUGGGAUUUGUGGAAAGUCGAAGGGAGCAAGAAAGCAAAGAAGAAUUUGCCUACAGAACAUAAAAUGUUACAGAAUGGUCAUACAGGUGGCCAGGAAAAGAAAGAAGCUGCUCCUUUAUGAAGAUUUUGUGAGAUAACUGUUUACCUCCAUUGUUGUUUCUCUCUUUAAGCUUUUGACAUGUUAGAUUGUAACAAUUAUUUUUUCAAAAAUGACAAAAAAGAACACAAUCUCAAUGAAUUGAAACUUAAUAGAA
This is a messenger RNA of Gossypium arboreum, 1145 nucleotides long. Its product is annotated as ATP-dependent Clp protease proteolytic subunit 3, chloroplastic. Gene Ontology annotation, biological process: protein quality control for misfolded or incompletely synthesized proteins. The record is from RefSeq and is a predicted model, not a curated record. The transcript is spliced from 5 exons. Gene Ontology annotation, molecular function: ATPase binding; serine-type endopeptidase activity; ATP-dependent peptidase activity. Gene Ontology annotation, cellular component: endopeptidase Clp complex. Bases 92 to 1012 code for a protein of 306 amino acids. Lineage: Eukaryota; Viridiplantae; Streptophyta; Magnoliopsida; Malvales; Malvaceae.